Messenger RNA from Talaromyces amestolkiae, 1749 nucleotides. RefSeq lists its product as uncharacterized. The transcript has 8 exons. Bases 1 to 1749 code for a protein of 582 amino acids. Lineage: Eukaryota; Fungi; Ascomycota; Eurotiomycetes; Eurotiales; Trichocomaceae. Gene Ontology annotation, biological process: transmembrane transport. The record is from RefSeq and is a predicted model, not a curated record. Gene Ontology annotation, molecular function: transmembrane transporter activity.
AUGGGUGAGGAUUGGAUUUCAACUAGUAGCCAGCAAGAGAAAAACGUGGCUGAAACGGCUGCUUCACACCUUGAAUCGAUCCACCAAGAUGAUGGUCUCCACGGCACGGAUCUACGGAUAGAUGGCGAUGAUGCCGAUCAUGACCAUGAAACACCAAUGACCGUUCACCGUUUUCUGAGUUUCGUGGCGCUCGCUUUCCUGUGGACCGGAAGUCAGAUCCCCGUCUAUCUUUUCGGCGGUAUACCGCCGUAUAUCUACGAAGAUAUCGGAGGAGCGGAUCGAUGGAUAUGGUUGAUUCUGGGAAAUCUGCUAGCCUUGGCUGGUAUCUGCCCAUUCGUUGGGUCCAUUUCCGACUUGAUUGGACGUCGUUACAUUGCCCUAAUCGGAGCAUCAUUGCUAUGCAUUGGUAUGAUAGUAAGCAGUACUGCUAGUUCCAUGAACACCUUCAUUGGCGGGAUGACCAUUUCAGGGGCUGGCGCCGGCAUCAACGAGCUUACUGCACUCGCUGCUACUGCAGAGAUGGCUCCGACCAAGAAACGGGGUAAAUACGUAGCGAUACUGGUCUUCAGCAUCCUCCCGUUCUGCCCUUCUGUACUUUGGGCGCAGUUGAUUGCUUACCACACCAGCUGGCGAUAUGUUGGAGCUCUAUGCGCAGCGUGGAACGGAGUCGGUCUGCUAAUGACUAUGUUCUUCUAUUUCCCCCCACGACGAGUUAACUCAAAGGGACUCAGUCGUGCGCAAAUCAUCUCGAAAAUAGACUUUGUGGGCGGAUUUCUCAGCAUUUCGGGCAUGGUUCUGUUUUUGGCUGGCCUGCAAUGGGGUGGCUAUCAGUACUCCUGGCAUAGCGCCCAUGUUCUAGCACCCCUCAUAUUGGGAAUCGCUUUUCUGGUUGCAUUUGUAAUUUGGGAAAUCUACGGCACUCGAAAUCCACUCAUGCCCGCUCGCCUGAUAAAAGAGCCGAGAACUUUCGGUCUCACCCUUUUGAUUACUUUCAUCUCAGGUGCUAAUUUCUUCUCGAUACUCAUGUUUUGGCCUACCGAGGCUUUUAACGUCUACAGCCAUGAUCCCAUUCAAGUUGGUCUUCGUGGUUUGCCUAUCGGUUUUGGAAUUCUUGCCGGGGCAUUCAUUGGUCUUUGGCUGCUGAGUACCUGCAAGGGAAGGAUCAGAGAGUUGAUGUUUGUUAGCAGUUGUCUGAUGACUGCAGGAUGCGGUGCUAUGGCUAUUGCACGCGUUGAUAAUCUCCAUCAGCUAUGGGGUAUCCUUAUCGUUGCCGCUUUGGGAAUCGGAGGCAUAGUCGUUCCGGCAUCGAUUAUGACAACCAUAAUAUGUCCCGACGAUCUCGUCGCCACGGUAUCCGCUCUCACACUGUCCAUCCGUGUCAUUGGCGGUGGCGUCGGCUAUACGAUCUAUUAUAACAUCUUCAUUAGCAAGUUUCUCACUAAUGUCGAGUAUUAUGUUGGUGGUGUCAUGAUGGAAGUUCUCCAUAUCACUGAUCUGAAGAUCAUCACCGAGGCCAUUGAAUUGACGGGUGCAUCGGAAAUCAAAGAGUUGAUGAACCUACCUGGCAUUGCUGGAAGUCAGGCUGCGUAUGAUGCGGUCGUCCUCGCAGGUCAAAUAGCCUUUGCCGAAAGUUACAAGUACGUGUACUACGUAAGUAUAGCUUUUGGCGGGCUCGCAAUUCUGGCUUCAUUGGGACUGAAGAACAUUGGCAAGUACAUGGAUGGACAUGUAGCUGUGGUUAUGCAGUGA